UCAAUCGAAGGGAGUUAACUCUGCGUAGAUGGAGUACUGCUGGUUUUGCUUCAGCUCGACCUUUCGUUUUGAUAUCAGAGAUGUGUACCAACCGAAGGGAAAAGAGUGGAUAGAUCUGAUCUAAAGUUUACAAAAGUCAAACCGAUUUAUCAGUGAGCUGAUAAGACCCAAGCCAGUACCAAACCUUGCUUAGUCUUCAACAUAAUUUUAUAGGCCUAGUCCCAUAGUUCUGUAGCCUAACCGCCAUCACCUUUGUACUGGCAUUACCACCACCGCCACCAACACAGCUCGUCUCAGUGUCGUAAUUGAGUGCCGGUAGGCCUAGUGGUAGUGUAAUGAACAGCUUUCUCCAGAGAAUACCGUUCACAUGUGCCGUACGAGCAUGCAAACGGCAAGGGCAUGAGCUGCUGUACAGAAAUAUUUGUACUUCUGCAGUUCUUGAGGGAGGCUACAAGAGAUAUGACAGAAGUAAAGACUCUGUUCGACAGGCAGAUGAAUCAUAUGAUAGCCACUUAGUUCCAAAAGACAAAGAACCUCUUACCUAUGACAAAACUUAUGGCACGACUUCAUUUCCUACAACUGAAACCCACAAUCAGCACUUCAACGGUAUUAGAUACCUGGAUAUACCAGUUGUUCACAUCAAGUCUACAAGCAACAAUACUAUAAUUUCUGCCACAGAUGGACAGACAGGACAAGUAUUUGCUAUACAGUCAGCAGGGACUGUUGGUUUCCGGAAUGCCAGGAAAGGAACAAAUGUAGCAGCCCAAGCAGCAGCCAUUGCUUUAGCUGGGGAUGUCCAGAGAAAGGAUGUAAAAACUGUCAGAGUGUGCCUGAAAGGAAUUGGCCCAGGAAGACUGCCUGCCCUGAAGGCAAUUCAAAUGUCCGGCAUCAAUGUGGCGUCCAUCACAGAUACAACACCCCUCCCUCAUAAUGGAAACCGACCAAAGAAAGCAAGACGACUUUAAGAGGGAACAAUUUGUCAUUAUUCUUAAUACUUUUAUGGUCUGUGUGUAGGCUGUGAAUGAAUCGAAGAGGUUUUCACAGAAAUAAAGAGAGUGGUUAAAUCUUUAUUA
This is a messenger RNA of Aplysia californica (California sea hare), 1073 nucleotides long. RefSeq names its product 30S ribosomal protein S11. Gene Ontology annotation, molecular function: structural constituent of ribosome; small ribosomal subunit rRNA binding; mRNA 5'-UTR binding. Bases 336 to 965 code for a protein of 209 amino acids. Gene Ontology annotation, cellular component: mitochondrial small ribosomal subunit; ribosome. The record is from RefSeq and is a predicted model, not a curated record. Lineage: Eukaryota; Metazoa; Mollusca; Gastropoda; Aplysiida; Aplysiidae. Gene Ontology annotation, biological process: ribosomal small subunit assembly; maturation of SSU-rRNA from tricistronic rRNA transcript (SSU-rRNA, 5.8S rRNA, LSU-rRNA); translation. The transcript is spliced from 7 exons.